AUGUUUAGAGCACUACAAAAGGCGGGCGAAGACGUCAGUGUGUAUGGCAAUGCGCCUUGGAAAGACUUCACGGCAAUGGACUUUGCAGAGGCUUUGGUCGUUUGUCGCAAUAAGCGCAUUGAUCAAGGACUUAUCGAAGGAACACCAAUCAUAGGUGGUGACUAUGAGCGAAAGCCGCGAUCCAUCAGCUCCACCAAAAAGAAAGAUAUCCUCCGUAUACACACAUCUCCAGCGAAAGAGCCCGACCCGAUCUCGAAACGCGAAUCUCUGUUCAUUUUAAGGUGCCUCCAUUCCUACCUUGAAAUGAUCAAGAAUGCUGCUAUUGACGAGGCAGAAACCUCACAGCACGGCAGCCCACAAGCGGGAGUAGAUGACACGAAUGCAUUUGUCAACCCUUACCCAGAGCUCUGCAGCACACCCGGGUUCGAGCUUGACGGGACACCUCUCACAGAUGUCAAGAUCAUUUUGGACUAUUUUUCGAAGCCCAUGAUCUCAGAAAAAGCCCAAAUGCUGUGCGGAGAGAUCGACCGUGACAGCAAACACUACUUGGUAUGCCUAAAAGAAGUCUACUAUAUCCAAAGGACUGAGCUGUGGCGCGAGAUGAUGAAGAGCGUAAGUGUUGAUACUGAUAGUGAACUCGGAAAUCAGGUGGAGGCUAUUGUCAACGACACUUUUGUCAAUGUAGAUGAUCUGUAA
Molecule: messenger RNA, 696 nt
Organism: Alternaria arbusti
Lineage: Eukaryota; Fungi; Ascomycota; Dothideomycetes; Pleosporales; Pleosporaceae
Exons: 2
Coding region: 1-696 (231 amino acids)
Source: RefSeq, a predicted model, not a curated record